AAAUGCGUUCAGUCUCUGAAAUACAACCGUAAGGGUAGGUUGCCGUCAGUCGGCUCGUGGAAAAGCGAACAACGCGCGCUCUGUGUGUGUUUUUAGCCGCAUUCGCCCCGUUUCGAACGGUGUGGCAUUUGUUUUGACGGGUCGCAGAACUCGUGCUGCCCUGCUGUUCAGUGUUACGAAUGUUUGUCUCGUGUCUGUAGUGAUUUGUGCAAACGUCGUAAAACGGCAGAAAUUUUGUGCUGGUAAACGCAUAUUGGAUGAAAUUGGGCGAUUCAGUGUCAAGAAAAUAUAGGAUAAGAGUAUUAAGCAAAAGAUUGAAUGACAAAUAAAAAUUUAAUUUUCAACCAAGGCGAGCGCUUUUUUUUGUUGGUAAAGUGUGAAAUGCGAAACAAAAACACAAUUCCUAGGUAAUAAAAAAAGCCUUUCUGCUUUACCUUACAAGCAUAUACAGAGAGCAAAACGAUCGUAAAAAAACAGGGGAACUCUAUGUUGGUGCGUUUCGAAUGUUGCUUUCGCGCUCGGGGUGGAGAUCGCCCCGAUCGGAGAAGGUAGCUGUUGGUUGUAAAAGCCGGUUCCCUGAAGAAGCUCACCUUGGUGAAGAUCUCCUCCUUGCCCGGUUACCAAAAGGUAGACGCAAGGCGCUUCCGUAAGUGUGUGUUUUGGAUGUUCGUUUUGCCGCUGCCACCCAAAUCCCUGUGCGUGUGUGUGUGUAUGUGUGGUUGUGAGAGUUGCACUCAAUCCAAACCCCAAAAAAGGUGUUGCGUGAACUUGCAAACGUAAAAUCCGGGAUAAAACAUCAUAAUCAACCUUUUGCAGGGUGUUUGUUUGCUGAUAACAACGUUCUGUAUUAGCUUUUGCGCAGAAAAAAAUGCGUCACUCUUUAUCGGUAUGCACACCGGUGGUGGGGCAUAAUGCUGAUUUCGAACCGGAAACCGGAUUCUUUGCUGUAGGUUUGAAAGGGGGUAACCGCGAGACAGUUCCAGUAGGAAAAACCGGUUUUUCUCGAUGAAACUUGACUGCUAAUUUCCCCAAGCAGUACGAGCGGAAUGAUCGCGAGCUUGUCGUAUUGGAAGUUGAUAAAGUAUUAACUAGCAGAAAAUCGGUUUGCCUGUCGCGAUACAUCUUAGAGUUUGCCUUAAUUCGCCCCCGGUUGGUAGAGAAAGGAAAACACGCGAAUCCAUUGCUUAACGGUUUGCAGAAAGUGCAUAUUGGUGUAUAUGUGUUUUAUUUGUUUGCAGUUUAUUUCCAGUGUUUUGAGUGAUUGUGGUUUUAUCGGUCGAGUGUUGCUGCUGUGCAGGACGUUGUCUUAAAUAGUCCUGAUAGUGUUUUUGUGUGUGUGCAUGCGUGCUGUGCUGUAUUGUGAUGAUGAUAAUUCUUGUGUUUGGUAGUGAAUGAUUAAAACGAAGUAAUAAAAGUUGCAGAAAGAGAAGAAAAGGAUCCAGUUCAGCCGAAAACGGAGAAGAAGCUUUUAAAGGUGGAAAACUGCAUCCGUGAGUCAAACUCGCCCGAUUGUGAAAGCAAUUUUUGCUUGUCAUCGACCAUCCACCGUCUGGAAGGGAGCCAAUUUCCUAUCCAGCCCAAUCCGUUAGACUUCCCUGACCGGCAAACGAAACAUUCGCGUCGAGACAGCAACUUCCAAGGGCAUUAUUAGCAACGGUGCGGCAAAGUGAAAAGGUAAUUAUCGUAGAUGGAUCUAAUCGGAAGGACAUCGUUUGACCCUUUCCACCUCAAAAAAGGCUCCCACUUGCACAGACAUGUGGUGAGUGAAUGAGCUGCUUAAGUGGAUGGGGUUUUGCCCCACUUUUCGGUACAUACACGGCCCCUACACCGGAAAUCGGCAGCGUUGACAGCAGGAUACCCGGACAGACCGUCCGAUCGGCACUUCAUGAUCCCUCAAACCGCCAAGGUAUCAGUGUGGCUCGGGCUAGUACGUUGGUUGUGAAAAUAAAAAUGUCAUAAGCCGAUUAAGAGAGCUAUCGGAGUGCUUUUCCAUCGAUGUUACCAGCAAACGGCAACAACACACCAACCGUACACGACGCCAUGAGACAGCUGCCGCCUACCGAUGCACCGUUUGCGUACGCCCAGCAGCGACCGACGCAAGUCUGAAGGAUUGCUCCAACCACGAUAAGGGGUUCGCAGCAAGUUGCAAGUUUAGUGCAGCAAAACGCCCCAUUAGGCGUAUCAAUUUUCAUCUUCCCCACACACACACACACACACCGUUACACACGCGCGUUGCGACCUACGGCCACUGCAAGGCCACCGUCACCAUGUCGCACCGUAUGUCGCCAAAGACGCGGGUCGUGUUCAAGUUCAUCUUCGGGCUCGGCAUCUGGUCGUUUCUAGUGCUGGGUUUCUUCAAGCUGAAUGGCGACCCGGUAAUGCCGCACCAGUUCCAGCAAUCGCCCAUCAAUGGCCGGCUGCUGCUAAACAAGGACAACCGAUGGACCGGAAAUGAGGCCACGUCAACCACCACCGACCGCUACUUGUCGCCGGCCGGGCUCGCGGGCGCAAUGGCCGGCGUUGACGAGGUGCUCGUCGAUAAUCGUGCUGUGAUCGAUGACGAGCAGCUGGUGCGGGAUGUGGAAUCGCGGCUUCCCUCGCUACCGAUCGCGUACUGGAGCAAGCACAAGAACGUGGUGCAGAAGAAGGCAUCGUGCGCCCGCUAUCCGUCAAUCUUCGAGCUCGAGUUCAACAACAUCUACUGGCAGACGCUACGUAGCACGAACGGUACGUUUCAGCUGUUCGGUGCGUACUACGACAUCCGGAAGCGGUCACGCAUUGGACCGGCGGUACGCAUCCUCGGCAUGAUCGACCGGAUCGAACCGCGGGUGAAAACUUUCUGUCAGCUGUGGUUCGACGGUCAGAAGGAACCGUUCAUCGUGAAGACGUUCGAGUACAAGUACAUCUGGUUCAACAAGUGGGGCAACUACAAGCAGGGCAUCUAUCAACCGUAUCUGAUCGCUUGUCAGAUCCCGAAACCGUUCCGUGGUCUGGUGCCGGCUUCGGUAUCGUUGGUGGAGAAGCAGUGCGACACGGCCACGAACAAUUUGCGCGUACUGUACAACCGGCCGCUGGACGAUGAGAAGCGCGGUUUUGCGGUGUGCGUCAAGGGGUUGGACUUUCUGUACGACGAUCUGUCGGUGCGGUUGGUCGAGUGGAUCGAGCUGCUUGGUAUGCUCGGUGCGGAUAAGGUGUUCUUUUACGAGCUUCAGGUACAUCCGAACAUCUCCAAGGUGUUGCGCUACUACGAGGAACAGGAACGGGUACACGUGACGCCACUAACGCUCCCGGGUGGGCAACCGAACGUACCUGGGUUUCAGCAUUUGUUCCUCUCGAAGAAGACGACACACAAACGCCAGAACGAACUGAUCCCGUACAACGACUGUCUGUACAAGAACAUGUACAAGUACAACUUCAUCGCGCUGCUAGACAUCGACGAGGUCAUUAUGCCAAGCCGACCGGAGGACCGUACCUGGCACCAUCUGAUGGAGCGUGUGGUCGCGAAGGGCAUGAAGCUAAAGAACGACACCUACCCGAGCUACAAUGUGCGCAACGUGUACUUCUUCGAUCGCGGUGAUCAGCACGAUCACGAAUGGGCAAAGGAUACGCCACGGUACAUGCACAUGCUGCAGCAUGUAACGCGCGCAAAGAAUUACACCAAACCCAACCAGUACGUCAAAUGUUUCCACAACCCGGAACGGGUACUGACGCUCCACAAUCACUUUCCGAUUGCGUGUCUGGGCGGUACCUGUCACUCGUAUCCGGUGUCUACGGAGGACGCACAGCUACAGCACUAUCGGGCCGAUUGCGUGCGAACGUUGAAAAAGAGCUGUGAAGAGUUCAAGGAAAAUCAGGUGCGUGAUACCACGAUCUGGAAGUACAAGGACGAACUGAUACAGCGCACGCGCCGUACGCUCGACGUGCUCGGGUUCUUCAAACCGUCGUCUACGGGCGGGAGCGGUGGGUCACUGCUGCGCGGUGGCAAGGACUCACUCUACAAACGGUGACUGUUGGCCCGGGUUCGAAGUCUCUUCAGUCUCUAGUAGGAGCGCGAUCUGUGAGCGCACUUUAAGCCGAUCCGGAGAGAUGUAAAAGCGUGUAGUAAUACACUACUACGUCGGCAACUACUAUUACUACUACUACCACUAUUACUACUACUGUUACUGCUAUUUUUAGUAUUAGUGCUAUUACUGCUACUACUACUACUACUACUCAAGCUACCAGUAUGAAUAAGUCUAAGUUAUGCAGACGAUAACGGUUGCGAUAGUAAAAUGGUGCAAAAACAGAUGCAAUGUAUAAAGCCACUAAGCUGUAAGUGGGGUGUGGUUGAACUAAAAAAAAAGGGUUAGUAAAUACGAUAUACUAAGCGAGGGAUCCCGGGAUUCUAGGCGAUGCGAAUUUAGUGCUCGAACAAUUAGUGAGCCGUUGUUCAUAGUAGUAUGUGAGCAGACUAGUACUAUGCGGGAUAAACCUAUGAGGCCUUCCCGUAUAUACAAUGUGUAUGUGUAUUUUUGUGUAUAACCCUAGUGAUCCUGUAAUUAAGUAGGUUUUGUGAUAGUCACUGCUGAUCCACUUUUCCUCGAUCAAUCGCUCGAUCUUUUGUUCAUUCUUAAUCUCUAGUGUGUGUGUUGAAUGAAUGCGUGUGUGAAGAUGUGUGUUUGAACGUGUGUUUUAAUAAGCAUACAUCCGUGUGAUUGCGAUUGUACAAAGUAAUUGUGUGUGUGUGUGAGUGUGCGGAAUGAAUACAAAAUAGUAAUCGAAAAAGCGUUUCGAAACCCAGUUGAGUUUUUCACCCCAGUUGAUCCCAAUUUUCCCCCGGGGGCAUCUUUUCAUUUCAUCCGUUCCUAACCGUGCUGCGGUAUUGAUUCUGACGAAAAAACAGAAAUAGAGAAAGAUUUCCUACUUAUCCACACAAAAAAGCAUGUGCAUUGUGCCGGCUGCUUAACUAUACCCGUUAGCCCUUUUAAACGUUAGUCGCCCCGGUUCACUGGGUUUUUCACUGCUAGGAUGAGCUGAAACGAUUUUGCAACAAAUUUCACGCACAACGCACGAUCAAUUCACUCACCAACGGACGUAGCGUUGUCGCGGCGUUCGUUCGCGCUUCGUUAACUCCUUUCCUCGUUGUUCUAUUUAUAUACGAAAUAAGUAAAAGCAUAUGAUAGUUAAGCGUG
Anopheles funestus (African malaria mosquito) is the source of this 5171-nucleotide messenger RNA. RefSeq lists its product as uncharacterized. NCBI's taxonomy places the organism in Eukaryota, Metazoa, Arthropoda, Insecta, Diptera, Culicidae. The transcript is spliced from 5 exons. Bases 2268 to 4007 code for a protein of 579 amino acids. The record is from RefSeq and is a predicted model, not a curated record.